Frieseomelitta varia is the source of this 2950-nucleotide messenger RNA. RefSeq names its product zinc finger protein 2-like. The record is from RefSeq and is a predicted model, not a curated record. Bases 593 to 2524 code for a protein of 643 amino acids. Gene Ontology annotation, cellular component: nucleus. NCBI's taxonomy places the organism in Eukaryota, Metazoa, Arthropoda, Insecta, Hymenoptera, Apidae. Gene Ontology annotation, biological process: regulation of transcription by RNA polymerase II. The transcript has 12 exons. Gene Ontology annotation, molecular function: DNA-binding transcription factor activity, RNA polymerase II-specific; RNA polymerase II transcription regulatory region sequence-specific DNA binding.
UCGAUCGACAACGAGCAAUUAUCACAAUACUAAAUUCACGAGACUGUCAGAUGAAUAACAAAGUGACAAGUAUAACUGAAAUUUAUAUAUGUACAUUUUCAUUUAAUGAACAUCCAAUUUAACAGUUUGUUCCACUUUCGAUAACGUCGUUUUCUACGGCAAUUAUUCAUUUUCAAAUAUUACGCAACGAUCGUCUUGUUUCCAUUUAUUCAGAAGUAAGUGACGAAAAUUGACUUUCUCUAGCAUGUAUUUACACGCGUUUGAAAAUCACUUUUAACCUGAACUUACGAACACCACUAGAAAGUGUGUUAACGCGAAAAAUAUGGAAGGUGUGCCCCUUGACAUAGGCCAUUUUGAUGUGCGUUUGGGCUUGCAGGCAUUGUUCCUCCAGGGGCAGAUGGAACUAGCUGAGAAACUUGCAGCUUGCGGGCUAAACAAUAAUUGAGGAAUUGUCGAGAAUUCUGAUCGACAGAAUAUUUUUAUCGACGAUUUUUAAUUGAACUUGAUAUUGUUAAUUUGCGAACGUGAGGUGUUUGAAGAACAUUACAAUCCACACGGUUACAGUAGCUCAAUCUUGUUGGGAACAGAACUGAUGGAAGAAAUAAUGGAAAUCGUGAAAGUCGAGAAUGCAGUAUUCUUGGAAGACACGGCGUUAGAAAAUCUAUUUGAUCCAGAAGACGUACAAGAAACUAUUAUAAUGUCUGCUGAACAAGAAGAAUCUACCGACGCAGAAGUUAUUGCUCAUGAUGGUCAAAUUAUACAAAUUAUAACAGAUUAUGAAUGUGUUACUUGCCAUCGUAUCUUUCAGUCGCAAGAUAUGUUGAAGGAACAUUUAGAUAUAUGCAGAGAGGAAGAUGACAGUAGCAUAUUGCAAUUAAGACUUGAGAAUUAUGAAUCAGAAGAUGAAGAGGAGAAAGAUAAUAGCUCAGAUUGUGUUAAUAAUUCUAAUGCAGAAGAUGACAGUUCCAAUAAUAAGAAGAAUAAUAAUGAUAAGCCAGUGAUUACGCCUGUACCUGAUACGCAAUGUCAUUGCUGCGCCGAGGAUUUGACCACUGCACAUAGUGGUGGGGAAUUUAAAUGUCAGCAUUGUAAUCUAUCGUUUAAAAAAAAGUCGUCUUUGGAAAGACACAUUGUGGUAAUUCAUUGGCAGUGUGAUUCGUGUACCUGUAAAGAUUGUGGAGAAUCAUUUCGUGAUAGAAAAUCAUUGAAUAGACAUCGUUAUACAACUCACGCUGAUAAGAAAAUUUUCAGAUGCGAGCCCUGUGAUACCUAUUUUUCGCGGAUGUAUCAUUUAAAUCGUCACAUAAUGCAGUCAGGAUGUCACGGAAAUAUUCUUAAUACGUAUAAUUGUCAAGUUUGCCAGAAAAUGUUUACACGUAAAGAUAAUCUACGUGAACAUCUACGAACACAUGCUGGAACUCCUCAGAGACAGAAGAAGCCUUGUAAAUAUUGUCCUAAAGAAUUCUUUACUAAUCAACAAUUGUUAAUUCACGAACGUGUACACACAGGAGAACGACCAGUUCAGUGCGAUUUAUGCCCAAAAUCUUUUCUAUCUUCUCUUGCAUUAAAAAAACACAGACGUGUACAUACAGGAGAAAAACCAUUUGAAUGUCAAUAUUGUCAAAAGAAGUUUGCUGCUCGGGAAACUUUAAAUCGUCAUCAGAGAACUCACACCGGCGAGAAACCUCACGUUUGUCAAUAUUGUUCAAAAUCAUUUAUUCAGGCCGCUCAAUUGAGAGCACAUAUAUUUCAUCAUACUGGUGAAAAUGGAUUUUAUUGCGAAGUAUGUGGAAAAGCAUUUAGUAGAAAAGCUCGGUUGAAUGUUCAUAAAAAAUUUGUUCACGAAGGAGCAACACCAUUUACGUGUCAAAUGUGUGAAAAGAAAUUCAUAAGAAAAGAAGAUCUUGUUAAGCAUGUAAUACUUCAUACAGGAGUUAAAGCUUAUAAAUGUGAUAAAUGUACGAAAGCAUUUUCUACAAAAUCUUCUUUGCAAGCUCAUUUAAAUACUCAUAGACGAGAGCCACCACAAUCUUGCGUCGAAUGUAAUAGGGUCUUCAUACGCCAGGAUUGUUUAAUGAGGCAUAUUAAAGCAAAGCAUCGUGCUCUGCUAGAAGAAGUGAUGGACGAAGUCGAAAAAAAGAAUUUGCAAACGCAAUUAUAUAAUAUCGCCACAGUUGCUGCAGAAAGAACAAAGAAUGGAGAGUCUACAAAAUUGUCCACUAAGGAAUUGCUAGAAGCUAUCACCGACCUUUUGAAAAUAUUAAUUGAUGACGAUACUCUUCAGCUUUUUGGUUGGCCUGAUGCUCCUAUUGAAGAUAUCGUAGAAGCUGUAAUUAGAAGGUGUGGACACGAACCGUUAACAUCAGAUUGUAAAUUAUCCUCUGAUGAAAGAUUAAGGGAAAAUAUAAAAUGCUUGUUUAUGGUUGUCAUAGAAGAUAAUAGGGUAAAAUCUCUUUUAACAAGAAACACGAUAGACGAUGUUAUUGUACAUGUUUUAAAACUUUCAAAAGAAACAAAUUUAUAGUUACGGAGAAGAACAAAAUUAUUUACAUGUAAAGUAUUCAUCUUUUUUUUUUCCCAACUACCAUUGAAUGAAUUUAAAAAUUUAAUUUCUCUUCUCUAAAUAUAAAGAAAAGAAAUAAUAUCAUUUUUAUACAUUUGCAUUUCUGCAGAAAAAAGAUACAUUUUACUUAUUGUUAGAUCUAACAUUGUUAAUUCUUUAAUGUCAUAUGAAUCUUUUUAUUAGAAAACCAAUUAUACCACAUAUAUAAUACACAAGUGUAAUUAUGGGUAUGCCUAUAAGUGUAUCUGUAAGUAAUUGUUAUUAAUCAUGAAUAUAAAUAUUAUAUUAUUAAGCAUAAACAUAAAUAGAUAAACAUACAUAGAUUUCCCAACGUAUGUUAUUUGAAAGCAGUCUAUUUUUUUUAUAAUAUACAUCAUUUGUAAAAUA